AUGGGUCUCUGCACCUCAAAGGACAAUAUAGCAGUGAUCACACCUUUGCGAUUCAGAAAGGCCGUCUUGGGUCUCUGCACCUCAAAGGACAAUAUAGCAGUGAUCAUACCUUUGCGAUUCAGAAAGGCCGUCUUGGGUCUCUGCAUCUCAAAGGACAAUAUAGCAGUGAUCAUACCUUUGCGAUUCAGAAAGGCCGUCUUGGGUCUCCGCACCUCAAAGGACAAUAUAGCAGUGAUCGCACCUUUGCGAUUCAGAAAGGCCGUCUUGGGUCUCCGCACCUCAAAGGACAAUAUAGCAGUGAUCACACCUUUGCGAUUCAGAAAGGCCGUCUUGGGUCUCCGCACCUCAAAGGACAAUAUAGCAGUGAUCACACCUUUGCGAUUCAGAAAGGCCGUCUUGGGUCUCUGCACCUCAAAGGACAAUAUAGCAGUGAUCACACCUUUGCGAUUCAGAAAGGCCGUCUUGGGUCUCCGCACCUCAAAGGACAAUAUAGCAGUGAUCACACCUUUGCGAUUCAGAAAGGCCGUCUUGGGUCUCCGCACCUCAAAGGACAAUAUAGCAGUGAUCACACCUUUGCGAUUCAGAAAGGCCGUCUUGGGUCUCCGCACCUCAAAGGACAAUAUAGCAGUGAUCACACCUUUGCGAUUCAGAAAGGCCGUCUUGGGUCUCCGCACCUCAAAGGACAAUAUAGCAGUGAUCACACCUUUGCGAUUCAGAAAGGCCGUCUUGGGUCUCUGCACCUCAAAGGACAAUAUAGCAGUGAUCACACCUUUGCGAUUCAGAAAGGCCGUCUUGGGUCUCCGCACCUCAAAGGACAAUAUAGCAGUGAUCAACUUGAAGCUAUCAUAG
Molecule: messenger RNA, 849 nt
Organism: Perkinsus marinus ATCC 50983
Lineage: Eukaryota; Perkinsozoa; Perkinsida; Perkinsidae
Exons: 1
Coding region: 1-849 (282 amino acids)
Source: RefSeq, a predicted model, not a curated record